AUGUUUAUUUUAGUAAAUCAAAAAUUAAGAAAAACGAAGAACAAUACAUCUGAACCAUCAUAUGAGUUUCGUCUCGCAGAAGUUAAUCGAAAAGAUGGAUUAAGUUUAUAUUCAUCUGUUCUCAAUGGAUCUGAUCGUGUGGACUUUAUUUCUCCUGAAAUUUUACAUGAAAAUGUGGCUAGUCAUAUUCUUCAAUCAAAAGAUAUCAACGUUGAUCACGUCUCAUCUGAAGUACAAUACGAUCUCAUAACAACAGCAACAUCAAAAAGUACAUCAGAAACAACACAAGAAUUUUUUCGAAAACCUGCUGUUGGUGGCGGUCACUGCCUUUUCUCAUCUCUUUGCAACAUACUAGGUAUUUCCGAAAAGAUUACCAUCAAAGACUUACGUAAACAAGCUGCCAAUUAUAAUCGUCAACCGGGUAAAAUUGACACACAAUGUUUAACGUAUGAAACCAAGAAAAGUCUUAAACAAUAUUGUGACCAGAUUGAAAACACCAAUGCAUUCGGUGGUGAAGCAGAAAUUCGAGCUAUAGCCGAAUUGUAUAAGAUAAUGAUUCGUGUUGUAAAAGUUAAUUCUCAAAAAUUAUGCGUAUCUAUUUCUGAGCAUCCUUUAAAUGAAACAUCAUUUGAAAAAUGCUGUUAUAUUAUUCUUGAAAACAAGCAUUAUGAAUCAUUACAUCUACGUAUUGACAAUAAUUCAAAUGAAGAACGUUCACUUUUUGACUGUAAUGAUGAGGAAGUAAAGAAACUUAUGCGUGACUUUAUUAGAAAAAAGUAUCCUGAGCAAAUGAAUCAACAACAAAUAAAAUUAAAAAGUGAACCUGCAAAACAAUUUGGUGCUCAGUAUUUAAGUGAUUAUGAACCAACAAAUGAAUAUAAACGUGAUGGGAAAACAAAAGCCAACCGAAGAUGUCCGACUUAUGUUGGUGAUCAUGACGAUGACAACAAUAAGAGCAAAAGACACAGUCUCACAUUAUUGAUUCCGAAAACACUUGUGUUUCGUCAAGAUCCUGUUGCUCUUGAGCGUGUUAAAUUAGAAAUUUGCAUUGUAACACGAACCAUCGAUGGAUUUAUUUAUAGGCAUCCAUAUUUUAAAUUUUACGAACCCAGAAACGAUGGAAAAUACUCUUUAUCUAAUCCAAUGUUUAUACACCUUGGAUAUGAUGAUGGUUAUGAAAAGUUGAGUGAUACCAACGGAAAUCUGACAGAGAUCGACGGAAUACUAAACGUAAAACUCUAUUUGGCUGUCAUACAUCUUCUAAACAAAGAGCUAGUGAAAGAGCCAAUAGAACCUUUCGAAUCAUUAUAUUUCAAUAGAAAAGCGGAUAUAAUAAAAUGCAAAAAACCCGAUGAAUUAAAAAAGAAGUUUUAUUUAAAUGAUCUUCGUAUUGCUAUAACACCAUGCAUAAAAGAAGAUGAUGAAGAAGACUACACACGGCGUGUUGAUCUUCAGUAUAUUAGCGAAAUCUCGACGAUAAAGACAAAGUAA
Rotaria sp. Silwood2 is the source of this 1491-nucleotide messenger RNA. NCBI's taxonomy places the organism in Eukaryota, Metazoa, Rotifera, Eurotatoria, Philodinida, Philodinidae. The record is from the annotation of a GenBank genome assembly.